Molecule: messenger RNA, 1494 nt
Organism: Setaria italica (foxtail millet)
Lineage: Eukaryota; Viridiplantae; Streptophyta; Magnoliopsida; Poales; Poaceae
Product: S-norcoclaurine synthase 1
Exons: 3
Coding region: 149-1261 (370 amino acids)
Source: RefSeq, a predicted model, not a curated record
AACGAGAGGCUAGCUGCAUGCUUGAUUUUUGAAAUUGAGGUGGUUAGGUUUGGCCUAAUGAGCAUGCUUAUAAAAAUUUAAGCCCUCAAUGUAUCUCGUGCGGUGCCGUGCUGUGUCCACUUGGGAGGUACACAAGCAAAAUUAAACAAUGGAGGCUACUGCCGCGAAGCUCAUCGGCAGGGAAAAGAUCACGGGCGCCACCGCGGCCCUGUUCGCUGGUUCCGUCGAGGUCCCUGAGAGGUUCCUCCGAACCAAGGAGCUCCAGGCAGCCGGUGUGGUCGUCGGCGACGACGAGACGUUCAAGCUGCCGGUGGUAAACAUGGCAAAGCUUCUUGAUCCGGAGCUGUCGGCGUCGGAGACGGCAAAGCUUGGCUCCGCCUGCAGAGGCUGGGGUUUCUUUCAGUUAACAAACCAUGGCGUCGACGAAGCAGCGACGCAGCUGAUGAAGGACAGCACUGCACAGUUUUUCAACCUGCCACUUGAGAGCAAGAACACCGUGGCAGUCCGAGAAGGCGGUUUCGAAGGAUUUGGCCACCACUACAACGGAUCCUCAAGCGAUAAGCUGGACUGGGCAGAGAACCUGUUCCUCUACACGCAGCCAGUCCAGGACAGGGACAUGGAGUUCUGGCCUGCUAACCCACCCACCCUCAGGCACGCGCUCGACAGGUACUCCGUGGAGAUGACGGACCUUGCAAGGCGCGUGCUGGGUUUCAUGGCGGCCGACCUCGGGGUCAGUCGGGACGCGCUCCUAGGCGCCUUCUUCAGCCGGGACGACCACGACGACGACACCCUGAAGCCCAAGAUGCAGAGCGUGGCGAUGCACCACUACCCUCCGUGCCACCACGUGGACAAGGUGCUGGGCAUCGCCCCGCACACCGACACGCUGGGCCUGACCUUCCUGCUGCACGCUGACGACACGCCGGGCCUGCAGAUCAAGAGGGGCGGCAGGUGGUUCCCCGUGCGGCCGCUACCGGGCGCCUUCGUCGUCAACGUCGGCGACAUCCUCGAUGUUCUCACCAACGGCGCCUACGGCAGCGUCGAGCACAGGGUGGUCCCGGACGCCGAGAGGGGUCGCACCACCGUGGCGACGUUCCACGACGCGUGUGUCCGAGGGCAGGUGGCGCCGCUGCCGGAGCUACUCGGGGUAGGAGGCGGAGAGGUGGCGGCACGCUACAGGUCCAUCGGGAAACUUGAGUUCAGGAAGGGCAGCGCCAGAGCCACUGCCCAAGGGACUCGGUUCCUGGACACCAUCAGGAUGUAAACAACCGCAGCUACUUUACUUGGAUUGUUGCCACUGUCCAAGCUGAAUUGGAACAGAGUUUGCCAAGAAUUGUAUCUGAUGGCCGAGAAGAAUGACCAACACAUGCUCAUCUACGAAUGAGUCUUCCCUUGGCCGAUAAGUUUUGUGGAAAACUAAGUUAAUCCACGAACGCCGGAGAACAGUGAAAAGUCGAUGCAGGAAUGCAGCAAGUGUCCUUGCGCUUUUUUUUUUUU